AGUUAAAUGCUGGAUCUAUAUUCCAGCGACCAUUUUCGGCUGUAAAAAUGCUGAGCGGCGUCAUCUUGCUGAGCGUCCUCACGGUCACCAGCCUGUCACCGUCCGAAACGGAGAGCCGCAAAACUUCAGCCUCCAAAGAGAUCUGCAAGAGCCGCUGCACCUGCGACGAGCGGGAGAACAUCCUGAACAUCAACUGUGAGAGUAAAGGAUUUACCACCGUCAGUCAAUUCCAGGCGCCCCCAAAUAAAAUCUCCCAGUUUUUUCUAAACGGAAACUUCCUGUCACGGCUCAGUGCCAAUGAGUUUGUCAAUUAUGGCAAUGUCACCUCACUGCAUCUGGGGAAUAACGGCUUGCAGGAGAUCCGAACCGGCGCAUUUAACGGGCUGCGCUUCCUGAAGCGGCUCCACUUGAACAACAACAACCUGGAAGUGAUUAAAGAGGACACAUUUGCGGGACUGGAGAGUUUGGAGUAUUUACAGGCGGACUAUAAUUACAUCAGCGCCAUAGAGCUGGGCGCUUUCAGUAAGCUGAACAAGCUCAAAGUGUUGAUCCUGAACGACAACCUGCUGUUGUCUUUGCCUCCCAACAUUUUCCGCUUUGUGCUCCUCACCCAUUUGGAUUUACGCGGUAACCGGCUCAAGAUGCUGCCGUUCUCCGGGGUUUUAGAGCACAUAGGCGGCAUCAUGGAGAUCCAGCUGGAGGAGAACCCGUGGAACUGCACCUGUGAUCUGAUUCCCCUCAAAUCCUGGCUCGACACCAUUUCCGUCUUUGUGGGGGACAUAGUGUGCGAGACGCCAUUCAGGCUGCACGGUAAAGACAUCACUCAGCUCAUAAAGCAGGAUCUGUGCCCGCGCAAGAAUGCUGGCGAGCGCGCUCACCCCCCCUCUGACUCUCACUUUCAAGGGGCCCUGCCCCCGACCUACCACCCCGGCGUGAUCACCCCCAGCCGUCCUCCGAAAGCUUCCCGCCCGCCCAAAAUGCGCUACAGGCCCACCCCUCGCAUCACAAAGGACAAACAUGUCUUUGGGCCUAUAAUGGUUUACCAGACACGCUCCCCUGUGCCCAUGUUAUGUCCCAGUGUGUGCGUGUGCACGUCACAGAACCCUGACAGCGGACUGAACAUCAACUGCCAAGAGCGGAAGUUGCAUAACAUCAGUGAGCUGAACCCCAAGCCCUCAUACCCAAAGAAACUCCACCUGACCGGUAACUACUUACAAGUGAUUUACAGAACGGAUCUGACCGAGUACAGCUCACUGGAGCUGCUUCAUUUAGGAAACAACAGGAUAGCUGUGAUUCAGGAAGCUGCAUUUGAGAAUCUAACAAACCUCCGACGGCUCUAUCUGAACGGGAAUUACAUCGAAUCCCUUUCUCAAUCCCUCUUCGCUGGCCUGCAGUCGCUCCAGUAUCUGUAUUUGGAAUACAACAUUAUCAAAGACAUUUUACCACAUACUUUUAACUCUUUGCAUAACCUUCAGCUGCUUUUCCUGAACAACAACCUGUUAAGAUCGCUCCCUGACAAUGUUUUCGGCGGCACCAUGCUUACACGGCUCAACCUGAGGAAUAACCAUUUCUCCUACCUCGCGGUUCGAGGGGUUCUAGACCAGCUUUCGGCGUUCAUCCAGAUCGACCUACAGGAGAACCCCUGGGACUGCACGUGUGACAUUGUGGCGCUCAAAAACUGGAUGGAGCUGUCCAGUACCAGCGUCGUGGUUAACGAAAUCACUUGCGAUUCGCCGUCCAAACACGCAGGUCGCCUGCUGCGCUCGCUUCGCAACGAAGCCAUCUGCCCCGAGCCCAGCGAGGCACCCCCGCCACAACAUGCACCCCCUACGAAAGCCCCCACGUUAAUAAGCCCUGGCACCGAGGCCACCACCCCUUCCUCCUCUUCUUCUUUUAGCUCAGUCAGCCCCACCGAAUCCCGAAUCCACACUCCUGAGUUACACCCCGAGGUCCCGCUCUCAGUCCUGAUUCUCGGGCUUCUUGUUGUUUUCAUCCUUUCAGUCUGCUUCGGCGCAGGCCUCUUUGUUUUUGUCCUGAAGCGGCGCAAAGGAGUGGAGCAUGUCCCCACGGGCGCCAACAACUUGGACCUCAACUCUUUCCAAGUGCAGUAUGGCUCCUACACUCCUGAACCCACCCAGGACAAAAUCUCUGAGAGCCACGUUUAUAACUACAUCCCCCCACCUGUUGGCUCCAUGUGCCAAAACCCGAUUUACAUGCAGAAGGAUGGCGAACAGGUGGCGUAUUACCGCAACCUGAAGGAGCUCAGCUUCGGGCCCUUUGACGCAAAGAAGGACGUCCUCAGCCGCAGCCCAGGGGCCUACACAAUCAGCACAAUGGAUUUUAUGGAUAAAUCUCCAACAUCAUGUGGUUUGGCCAGCCCGGAUCCUCCCGAGAUGUUGUAUCAAAACUUAGGGGAGAGGCCCCACAAGGAGCUUCCCACAGCUGCAGGCGCCCCUCCUUUCCAUUACAACUUUUGCACUUUACCUAAGAGACCUUGCAUCGUGCCCCCCUACGAGGCUGCGACAGCCCGGCGGCAUAUCACCAACCAGGACAGGUUGAACAAAACCGUCCUGUACGGGACCCCCAGGAAAUACUACGGGGCUGAACACCUUUCCAAAAACAAUGAGCACCCGCUUCUUCUCCCUGGGAAGCUAAAAACAGAACCAGACUACUUGGAGGUUCUGGAGAAACAGACUGCGAUGAGCCAACUGUAA
Molecule: messenger RNA, 2714 nt
Organism: Perca flavescens (yellow perch)
Lineage: Eukaryota; Metazoa; Chordata; Actinopteri; Perciformes; Percidae
Gene: slitrk2
Product: SLIT and NTRK-like family, member 2
Exons: 1
Coding region: 48-2714 (888 amino acids)
Biological process (GO): positive regulation of synapse assembly; axonogenesis
Cellular component (GO): glutamatergic synapse
Molecular function (GO): protein binding
Source: RefSeq, a predicted model, not a curated record